AUGUCGAUGUCCAAGCUUUGCGAGGUGAAGGCCAAGAACGAGUUGGCGAUGAGCAUAGCUGACGCAUCCACGAGAGCCUCGGAAUCCCACGUGGAUGAGGAUGGGAUGUCUGAUGCCUCAGCUGCUUCUUUGGGAAACACGACCUUGGCCAGCUCAAAGCUGAGCAAGGCCCGCAAUGAGAGGGACAGAGGCCCUAAGAGGGCAGCGAAGAGGAUCCGAAGAGCCAUGAUCAAGAAAGGCAUGUGUCAGGAGGUUGUGGAUGCGAUGACGGACCAGGAGGUGCUCAAUGCGAGGGAGACCUCACGGCGAACACCGUUUUCAGAUCUCCUCGCAGAGCACUUGGGCAUGGUCUCGGAGGGCGCCGCGGUCACAAUCCAGGAGCGGCUGAGUGCGGCGCUUGCCGUGCCUGCGGGCCUGAAGGAUCCGCUUACGGAAGCGGAGUUGAGCCGGGCGCAAGCCUUUGCCAAGCCGGCGGAGGGAAUCGGUGGCAGGUGCAAGUUCUGUGGUGUGGUCUGGGACCCCUGCCACGCCCAGGGCAAGAACCACCUCAAGGCGGUCACAGAGCAUGCCCUGGGGACACGGCUCUUUGGCCCAGCCUCUUCAGCGAAGAGGCUUGACGCCACUGGGCUCGUGGUUGCCGGGCGAAAGCCGACCAAGCAGGAGGUCCAGCGCUUUUGGGGCGAUGUCACGCUGAUGCCCGUCGUGUUGUGGGACCGCCUGAACAAGGGGGAAGGCAUCCAAUUGCGCUGGGGCGGUGCGAAGAGCAAGGUGUGGCAGAUCAAGGCCUGGUGUGAGUUUGCGCUUGCAGCCGUGGCGAACGGGCCCGUGGAGAACACUCUCAUCAUCCGCUCUGCCGAGUUGGCCGUGGUGAGGUAUGACCCGAUCAGCGGCAAGUACUCCAACCGGGGAGACUACUCCCGGGACGCGUUUGCGCGAUGGGAGGAGUUGGAGCAGGAGCUGGGCGAGAUCCAAGACGGCCUCCAGGGCCUUCACUCCCAGGAGCCGUGGUGGCCCGUUCUUGAGAUCCAUGUGGACGCCGAUGGCACCACUGCGGUCAUCCUCGUUUGCUACUACCAGCUUCUGGAGGCCAUCAUGUGGGCUUGGGUCCUGACCUUGGCGCGGCGGCUUUUGCCAGGACGCUGGCUGGCCAAGUUUUUCUAUUGCCACGACAACGGCUUGACAGACCGCUUUCCUGCCGUCAGGGGUGAGGACGGCAAGCCGUCCCAGAAAGCCCCGGAGACCUCGCUUCGCCGCUUUGGCGGGGGCCUGGUGAUUCGCAUCUUCGGGCGGUGGCCCUUCGAGCCGGAGGAUUGGGUGAACAUCGCCAACCUGCCGCUGGCCGGUGAUUGGCGCGAGCAAGCCUUGCGGCUGCUGCUGCCUUCUGCGAAGGAUGUACAGGAUCUGCCGAUCAUCGGCCCCGUCUCGGAGCAAGCCUUGACGGCGGUCGCCGGGGCGCCCCAGGGCUCACGGGCUCACGGGCGCGCGGGCUAG
Molecule: messenger RNA, 1491 nt
Organism: Effrenium voratum
Lineage: Eukaryota; Dinophyceae; Suessiales; Symbiodiniaceae
Source: the annotation of a GenBank genome assembly